Adineta steineri is the source of this 1203-nucleotide messenger RNA. NCBI's taxonomy places the organism in Eukaryota, Metazoa, Rotifera, Eurotatoria, Adinetida, Adinetidae. The record is from the annotation of a GenBank genome assembly.
AUGAACAGUCAUCAGGAUUAUACUUCUCUGUUAGAAAAUAAUUUAACAAUAAAAUUAAAUGAUACGACAACAGCAUCAAUUCUAUCGUCGACAUUACCUAGUCAAAUCGCAUUUGUAUUAUUUCCGUGUAUGGUAUUAACCGGUGUUAUUUGUAAUACACUUAUUUUUGUCAUCAUGCGACGUCGACGUAUGUCUCAUCUAUCUACAUGUUAUUAUAUGGGUAUCUUAGCAAUUGCUGAUACAAGUGUUCUUCUUCUUGGUUUAUCUGUAAUGUGGCUUUAUUUCGUAAAUAAAAAAUGGUCAUUAUUAUUACAAUCAACAUAUGGCUGUAAACUUCUUUCACUUUUAUUCUAUACAGUAUCCGAUACAAGUGUAUGGAUCGUUUGUAUGAUGUCUGCUGAUCGUUGUAUAGCUGUCACACGUCCAUUACAUGCUAGUUCAAUAUGUACUGUAAAACGUGCAAGAAUAUCUGUUUGUAUACUUGUCAUAUGUAUUCUAUUAAUAAAUAUACAUUUUGUAUUUACACAUUAUCUAUCAUCGGAUAAUGAUUGUACGACACAUGAACGUUAUGAUUUUUUUAUUCGUCGCGUAUGGCCAUGGAUAGAUGCAGCUGUCUAUUCAGCAUUACCAUUUAUAUUAUUAUCAACAAUAAAUUUUAUUAUUGUACAUAGUUUAUUUCAAGCACGUCAUGCAAGAUCUAAAUUACAAAUCUAUCAAUCACAAAGAAGUCGAAAUAAAAAUAAAUUAUCAACAUCAAUGUCAAGAAAACUGACAACAAUGCUUUUAGCUGUAACUAUCUUUUUUUUGUUGACUUCAUUUCCAAUGGUUUGUUUACAACUCUAUACAAAUAUACAUCAACAACAUAAUAGUCUAUUUGCUCAACUAUAUCUUAAACCAUUAUGUGAAACAUUACAAUAUUCAAAUCAUUGUAUUAAUUUUUUUCUUUAUGCUAUAACGGGUAAAGCAUUUCGUCAUGAACUUAAACGAUUAUUUCAUAGUAUUGCACUAAAAAUGCAUUUAACAAAAAAAACAAUCGAUACACCUAUGGAUCGACGUUAUCUCGGACAUACAAUAAAACGUCAAUUGAGUGAUAAUACUAUAACUCAACGACGAAUAUCAACGGCUACUAUUCAACUUUUACGAUGUCGGAUAUCGCUUGAUUCAUAUGCAAGCAAUGGUAUUAAUAUUAAACGUCAUGUUUAA